AUGGAAGCUGGAUGGUUUUGUUGUGGUAACGGCGGGGAUUUAGUUGCUUGUAUAUAUUGUGGCGAAGCUCGAGAAAACUGGAUUCCCGAGGACAUUCCGCUUGAAAUACACAAACGUCUGGCUCCCGACUGCUAUUAUUUCCAGUUCGAGUCUCAAAAGUUUCAAUCACCGAACCACGCUGUUGUAAUCAAUGAAAACAAUCCAUCGCUGCUUCGACAAACUACGCGGAAUGGCAUAAUCGCACGAUUUUCGACUUCAAAGUACGCUUUAGUUCCCGAAAGAGUACAAUCAUUCGAAGCGUGGCCACUCCAUGAACCUCGCCCGGAUGUUAAUGAGUUGGUUAGAGCCGGAUUUUUCUAUUCUGGCAGAGAAACAAUAGUACAAUGUUUUUAUUGUAAUGGAGCUUCGGGUUGUGCAGGAGAAAGUGGUAGAGAUGGUGCACCAAGGAGGCACUCCAAUCCAAGCCUAUGUUUGCUGUGUACGCAGGAACAAAAACGUAUAGCUUGUUUACCGUGUGGGCAUCUGGCAUUAUGUGUUGGCUGCGUGUUACUAGUUAACCUGCCGGUCAUCCAGCGUUUAUUAAACAUUAGCAGAAAGGUAUUACAGAAUGGAAGCAAACGACAAGUUGAAUGUUAUUUUUCACAAUCUCAUGCGAUUGACAAUUUAUGUGUUGUAUGUUGUGCGGAAGAAAAAUGUUUAGCUUGUAUGCCCUGUGGACAUUUGUCAACGUGUGUUCCAUGUGGACAUUCAGCUCGGAGUUGUCCAAUCUGUCGUUCAAAGAUUGAAACUUUAGUUAAAAUUUAUCUGUAA
Didymodactylos carnosus is the source of this 810-nucleotide messenger RNA. The record is from the annotation of a GenBank genome assembly. Lineage: Eukaryota; Metazoa; Rotifera; Eurotatoria; Philodinida; Philodinidae.